AUGAUUGGAGAUUUCUGGCUUGGGAAUGACUUGAUAUAUAACCUGACUUUGAUGGGGUACAAUGAACUGAGAAUCGACAUGAUUCGAAAAGGUAAAAAGUACUACACCCAUUACGAUUAUUUCAAGGUAGACAACGAAGCAGCGUCGUAUAAAAUAUACAUGUCGUCAUUCAGUGGAAAUGUCAAAGACUAUCUAAAAUAUCAUCAUGGUAUGAAGUUUUCUACCAUCGACAGGGACAAUGAUAUAACCAGCACAGAUUGUGCUGGACUUUGUAAAGGUGGUUGGUGGUAUUACAACUGUAGACUGGUAGCUUUAAAUGGUGUCUGGGGUACAACAGACACAGAUACAGAAAUAUACUGGCUCGAGCUAUCAAGUGAUGGACAUAUUGCAGACUCUGUUGAGAUGAAAGUACGUCAAGUGUAA
Molecule: messenger RNA, 423 nt
Organism: Physella acuta
Lineage: Eukaryota; Metazoa; Mollusca; Gastropoda; Physidae
Product: fibrinogen-like protein A
Source: RefSeq, a predicted model, not a curated record